This is a messenger RNA of Fragaria vesca subsp. vesca, 2499 nucleotides long. RefSeq lists its product as uncharacterized. The transcript has 7 exons. The coding region runs from base 76 to 2091 and encodes 671 amino acids. Lineage: Eukaryota; Viridiplantae; Streptophyta; Magnoliopsida; Rosales; Rosaceae. The record is from RefSeq and is a predicted model, not a curated record. Gene Ontology annotation, biological process: phloem development.
ACCAACAGAAAACAGAAGCCAUAAGCCAUAAGUUACAUAUCCUUGUUCGAUCUCUGCCUUUUAGCCACUAUCAUCAUGCUUGGCCUAGUAAACAAGGUGGCCUCAGUAAUCCACCACCCUCAUAGCCCGUUUGCCAAGUCUGACAAGAAGAUCUUGGAUGAUAUUUACACUACUCAUGUCCAUGCUGAUGAUUCCUUCGAUGACGAUUCUCUUUUCAUCAUUGUUGAGAGUAUCCUCAAGCGUGCAACCCAAACUGUCGAUAAAAUUGUGCAGGGUACCCAAGUGCAUGUGGAAGACAUAGAGGAGCAAACCCCCAAAGCCAACUUCAGUGUACCAUUGUGCACGCUUAAGGGAAUCUCCUGCGAGAUGCAAUGCAAGCCUCCUGGUGAAGAAAUCGCCCAUGAGACAACACUGGCAAUACUACACAAGCUGUCAAAGUAUUCAUGGGAAGCAAAGGCAUCACUGACCCUGGCAGCUUUUGCUAUGGAGUUUGGUGAAUUCUGGCUCCUUGCAGAGCUUCGUGAAUCAAACCACCUUGCCAGGUCAAUUGCAAUUCUCAAACGACUCCCUGUUCUCCUCAAGCCUUCUCAGCUGCACAAGCGCAGGCAAGCAAUACUUGAGCUUAACAAUCUGAUCAAGGCCACACUGGAAGUCAUUACAUGCAUCGACCAGUUCAACAAGCUUUCCAUUUAUGACCUGAAUGAUGUCCCCGAGUUGUCGGGAACAUUGGAUCAUGUUCCGGUGGACGUAUAUUGGGCUAUCAUGACUGUUGUGGCUUGUGCCACUAAGAUCACACUACUCACUAGUGAUGAGGACAAAGAAUUUGACCUAUCUCCCUAUUCUCAAAAGAUCCACUUUGUCCUUAACAAGCUCAAGACGCAGCUAACAAUUUGCAGAGCACGAAUUGAGUUCAUAGAAAAUUAUAAAAAGCUCAAGAAACUGUUCCGAACACCUACUGAAAUUAUGGAAAUCUUUAAGGGUUUGUUAUUUACAAAGGAUAAUGUCCAGCCACUCGUUGAUUGUUCCACUAAACAAACGGUGAGCAUCGAAAUCCUAAGGAGGAAGAAUGUGCUAUUCUUCAUUUCCAGCCUCGACAUUACGGAUGACGACAUUUCGAUUCUGAAACCGGUCCACGAGUUCACAAAGAAAGACAAUCAGUAUAAGAUUGUGUGGAUACCGAUUGUGGAGCAAUGGACCGAUGAGCUGAGAAAGAAAUUUGAAAUCCUGAAGAACAAGAUGCCGUGGUAUACGGUGCAGUACUCUGGACCUAUUGCAGGCAUCAAGUUCAUCAAGGAGGAAGUGGAACUUCAAGGUAAGCCAUUACNGGUAGUGAUGAACCCACAAGGAAAGGUCGAACACUCUAACGCUCUUCACAUGAUUCGGGUGUGGGGAGUCAAGGCCUUCCCUUUCACAGAGACGAUAGAGAAAGAGCUGUCAUCAGAUUCUCAUGGAGGAAUUCACUCUAUAGUUGUUGACGGAAUUCACCCUUCUGUGCCAUCUUACAUCAGAGAUAAUAAGUACAUCUUCUUCUAUGGCGGUAAGGACAACGAAUGGAUUCAGCAAUUCACAAAGAAAGCAACUGCCCUUGCAAACGAUCCUAUCUUGAAGGAGGCAAAGAUUUACAUAGAGUUGGUUUGCGUUGGAAAAGGCAGCAAAGGAGAAGAUGACCAUGGCAUUCUAGGCCGCUUCUGGACCGGUAUAGAAAGCUUGUUCCUCACCAAAGUCCACAAGCACGUUGAUCCGAUCGGUCAAGAAAUUCAGAAGCUUGUCUCUUACAAGAACGAAAGUGGAUGGGUGUUGCUUACCAAAGGAUCAACUUUGUUGGUCACAGGUCAUGGUAUCUCCGCAUUGAAGGUGGUAGAGGACUUUGAGAAAUGGAGGGAGCAUGUCAAGGAGAAAGGGUUUGAGUAUUGUUUCAAGGCCUAUUAUGGGAAGGUUAUUCAGGCGGGUCGACCUUGUUGCCGUCUUGACAUUCCGGGGUCUACCGGAAAGGUUCCGGAGUCGAUGAAGUGCCCUGAUUGUCACCGUAGUAUGGAGACUUUUAUCAGUUACAAGUGCUGCCACAUUGAUGGUCCAACUGCACAUCAUUGAGUGCUGGCUGAAUUGGUGUUUACGAUCAGUCCUUCAGUACGUUAUGAUGGACUGUUAUGUUAUCUUUUACUUCUGCUUGUAUGAAUAAGAUGGGCAUGGCCGAUGCAUUGUGAUGCUUGGUAUAACCCAGACUUACGAUUUGAAUUUUCCAGCUAUAAUUAUAUGGCUAGAUGUACUAUGUUUGGUGCUAUCGUACGUGUACCUUUUGAAUCAAAUAAGACCAAUAUUUUGGUGACUAAAUUGAAACCAAUUUAAUUUUUUAUUUCAGGUUAUUUUGUUAAAACAAAACAAAAAAGCUUAAAUUGAAAUAAGGGUUAGUUUAGGAUUGCUGUGACUUUUUAUAAAAAUUGAUUCUGUUGUACUAUGAAUACAAUCAGUUGAGUGAAGGAAAAUACUUGUGUGCGGACU